GAAUCCACGUCUCCGCCACUGAAAAACAUCUCAACAUCUGACUCUUCCUUCCCACCUCACCGCAAUCUUCAACUCCAAUCUCCGCGUCCGAUAAAGCACACUCCGAUUCUGAUUCCUCAUCCCCACAUUCCUUUCCGCAACUGACAUGUCCUUCGAGGAAGAGGAGUCUCUCGAGCACACCCUCCUCGUCGUCCGGGAGGUCUCCGUCUACAAAAUACCCCCCCGCUCCACCUCCGGCGGCUACAAGUGCGGCGAGUGGCUGCAGUCUGAUAAGAUCUGGUCCGGUCGUCUCCGGGUGGUAUCUUGUAAGGACCGAUGCGAGAUCCGGUUAGAGGAUCCGAACACCGGGGAGCUAUUCGCGGCUUGCUUCUUGCAGCCUGGCCAGCGCGAUAACUCGGUCGAGCCCGCCCUUGACUCAUCCCGGUACUUCGUACUCAAGAUCGAGGACGGACACGGGAAGCACGCGUUUAUCGGGCUUGGCUUCAAUGAACGGAACGAGGCGUUUGAUUUCAAUGUGGCGUUGUCUGAUCACGAGAAGUAUGUAAAGAGAGAGCAGGAGAAGGAAACGGGGGAGACGAGUGAUAAUGAGAAUCAUAUUGAUAUCCAUCCUGCGGUUAAUCACAGAUUGAAGGAAGGUGAGACCAUCAGGAUAAAUGUAAAGCCGAAGCCAACGAGUGGGACUGGCAUGCUUUCAGCGGCUGGGUUGUCAGGUGGGCUUGCUGGAAGUGCAAAGCCUAAAACUUUGGGACUUGCCCCGCCACCCAGCGGCACAGGUAAAAUAAGAUCUCCUCUCCCACCCCCUCCAAAUGACCCUGCUGCUGUUCGGAUUACCUCGUCCAGUCUCAAGGCACCAAAGGAAAACACAAGACGACCUGAUCCUCUAUCAGAUUUUUCUCAGCUUGAGGUACACUUCUAUCCUCAUCCUUUGCAAUGCAUGAUAUGUUCCCUGUGCUCUAGGAACUUAGCAUUAGCAUGUUUUUCAUAACCUUCUCCAAACUUUAGGUGUUUUUGAUGCUGCUUCUAUCUUUUUCUCAAAAGUGUAUUUGAUUGAAUGUACUGGCUGUUGGCUUGUAAUCACCUAGUUGCAUCUCAGUUUGUAGAUACUAGAUAAGAUGAUAAUUGAACUUGAUGCCAAGGAAUAGUUGUAUCCAUAAUGGAGGGAUUCUAAUUUUUCUUGGUGAUGUUGAGUCCAUUUUUGUUCCAUGUAACUAGUUUGUUGGUAUUUGCAGAGGAAUCUCCCUUCUGCUACUGGAUCAGCAUCUACGAAGACCACUGCAUCAGGAUGGGCGGCUUUCUAAUUGUGUGAACAUUUGUUCAGUAUGUAAAAUCUUUUAUUUGGUUAUUUUUUGAUUUCAGAAAGAAAAUGAAGAUAAACAUAAAAAGAAAGGACACGGUACUUCACAAUUCCAUAUUUGGAAUAAUAUUUCCAAGAUCACUAUUGAUAUGCUCCUCUUAACUUACUUGAAUUGAAUUUUUAUGUUCAUGCUUUUGUUAUAAAUAAAUAUUGUAGGGAAAUGAUUUUUCUUGUUACAUUGUAGUGUUUCUUAAUCUUGGUUGCUACCCUCAUGCACACCAUUAUUAAAGUGGCCGUGAAUCCUGUCAUACGUUUGAAGAACUAUCAUCUAGUUGUUCUCUUAGUAAAACCAUAAAAUCGAG
This is a messenger RNA of Rubroshorea leprosula, 1656 nucleotides long. The record is from the annotation of a GenBank genome assembly. Lineage: Eukaryota; Viridiplantae; Streptophyta; Magnoliopsida; Malvales; Dipterocarpaceae.